Benincasa hispida (wax gourd) is the source of this 901-nucleotide messenger RNA. RefSeq names its product frataxin-like protein (gene FH). Gene Ontology annotation, cellular component: mitochondrion. The record is from RefSeq and is a predicted model, not a curated record. Gene Ontology annotation, molecular function: 2 iron, 2 sulfur cluster binding; ferric iron binding; ferroxidase activity. Gene Ontology annotation, biological process: iron incorporation into metallo-sulfur cluster; intracellular iron ion homeostasis. Lineage: Eukaryota; Viridiplantae; Streptophyta; Magnoliopsida; Cucurbitales; Cucurbitaceae.
CCGAGCGUGCGCUGCAGUUUGAACUUGAAGCCGGUGGGUGUAGCGAUGGCCACCAAACUGCUUCCCCUGUGUAAGCUUUCAAGGAUACUGAGACUGCCAUCUUCUUCUUCUUCUUCUUCUUCCUCUUUCAGGAAGUGUUCAUAUCUUCUUGAAGCUUCAGUAUCUCUCCUCGAUAUUUCCAGUAAUGUUCAUCAAUUUCAUCCUCCGUCUUUUUCUCGAACCUUCUGCUCCCGCCCUCUGGAUUUCAACGGUGAUCAUUCUCAAGGCCCUGCCACUAUUGAUUAUAGUUCUCUGAUGCAGGAGGGAGAGUUUCAUAGACUAGCUGAUCUCACAAUACAGGAACUGCAAGAGAAACUAGAGGAAUAUGGCGAUAAACUCCAAAUUGAUGGCUUUGACGUGGACUAUGGGAAUGAGGUACUGACCUUAAGGCUCGGCAAUCUUGGCACUUAUGUCUUGAACAAACAAACGCCAAACAGACAAAUUUGGCUUUCUUCACCUUUAAGUGGUCCAUCGAGGUUUGAUUGGGAUCAGAACUCUCAGGCUUGGAUUUAUAGGCGGAACAAAGCAAACCUGUUGAGCAUUUUAGAAACUGAAUUGGCGCAGAUCUGUGGUGAGCCGAUUGUUUUUUCUUGAGCCGUUUCAAAUAACUGGGACAGGUUAGGUUGUUCUGAAGCAUUGAGACGCAGAUUUAUGUAGCUCGUUAAGUUUGGUUCACGUUCUUAAUUAUGACCAGAGCCCCACGUUUCUUAUUUUCGUUCUACCUGUUGCAUGUUAUAUGCAAUCAUAUUUUCGAAUUUCUAGUGUUUAUACUAUUACAUUUAAUAAUUAACCUAAACUGAACCGAGCAUAGCUCAUCACUAUGAUAUAAAACAUUCUUUUGAAAGGUCAAAAAUUUAAGUUA